Topomyia yanbarensis is the source of this 1175-nucleotide messenger RNA. RefSeq lists its product as uncharacterized. The record is from RefSeq and is a predicted model, not a curated record. The coding region runs from base 293 to 883 and encodes 196 amino acids. Lineage: Eukaryota; Metazoa; Arthropoda; Insecta; Diptera; Culicidae. The transcript is spliced from 3 exons.
CGUUUAUCGUUUUGAUAAACUGUUUACUUUUUGGUUUCUGAGAUUUAUGAACAUCAUUAAUCUCAGAAUUUCCAAAAUAUAAUCAUUAGACUUGCAUUUAGCAUAAUUAAUUUUAACAUCGUUUUAGUUCUUACUGUGAUAGAAACAAACUGCACUGCAUUAGACAACUUUUCCUUUCUGUAAAUAGGUGAACAUUUCACCUGCCUGUGCCCUUUUCUAGAGCCUAGCUCCUCCUAUCGUUUUCGGUGUUCAGUAGAAAAAGUUAAAAGGAUAGUUUGGCGUGUCUCACAGGAUGGAUCAGCAAAGGUUCCGGACAGGGGAGCGCAUUAACAAUAUCUCGACCAAUACGUUUCAAAUUUGGGAAACCACAGUCCGUCUGGCACGCAUUCGUACUCUGAUGGAUCAUCUUUGUGCCGCAAAUGAUGAAAACGAUGAGCUGAUCUAUUGCUUAAGGGAACCAAACGAACCAAUUGACGACACUCCAGAAGACACUAGUAAUGAAACCGAUCCUGACGAAGAAGACGGUUCUAUAAACUCAAUCAUCAAGGACAUCCGAUCCCGACCACGAACGCGUGGGGCCGUUAAAAUGAUAUUCUACAACCGGCUGGCGAUGAUAUCCGACAAACUAACACAGGACAUAAAGUUCCGAUCGGAGAACGCAGAAUUUUUCGAUGACCUCGAGUUGGUGUUGAGCCGCAUGAGUGACGAGGCAGCCGAAAUCACUAAACGUGAAAUUAUGAAAUAUUUAGCCGAAGCAAAGGAAAGACUGGCGAAAAAUGACAGGGAACGGCAGCAGUUGAUUCAGCAGCAGCAGCAGAAUUACGGCUCAUCGCCGUCCUCGUCGGGAUCUAGUUUAGCAGGUUCGAGUAGUUCUACUUUUUAAAGUUAAGGCAAUGCUUAUUAGAACAGAUGGACUGUAGUAAACCGCAAAAAUUACUCCAGCAAAGUUACUCUGCUUGUAAUUGUAGCAGGGUAGUUUAAUCUAUGAGACAAACGGAGCUCAGUUUAGCACACGGCAUAUUAAAAGAACAAAAACAAUAUCUGUACUCUAAAUGUAAUUCGUUUAUUUUUCUUUCGUCGACUGUCAGUUUCUUAUUUGAAUAUUUUUCCUCAUAUACUUGUUUAUUUAUAAUUGUUUGAAGAAUUAUUCCAAUACAACCAAUUUAUGAAAAAUA